AAUCAUUGAAAAAAGUCGCAUAAUCAACCUAUUUUAUACUGAAUAUAUAUUCAUUAACGAGUUGACAUAUUACCUUUCAAUAUUUGUUAUUUGGUGUUUUGAUUUUGAUCUUUUCAUCAAACUGAUUAUUCGUAUCGAUAUUUUUAUCUAUUUCUACUUAACGAUAAUCAAUAUAUUCAAAACAAAAAUAAAUAUGAUGCAACAAUCAUCAUUACAGCGCCGUGCUACCCAUGCUGGUAGUUGGUAUUCAUCAACUGUGAUACAACUUAAUGACCAGCUUGAAUCAUGGUUGUCUAUGGUUGAUGUUUCGCAUGGUCCUGCCAAAGCGAUCAUCUCACCUCAUGCUGGUUAUCAAUACUGUGGUGCCUGUGCCGCUUAUGCCUACAAACAGAUUGAUCCACAAUCAACUGAACGAAUUUUUAUUCUUGGUCCUUCUCAUCAUAUUCGUUUGAAUGGAUGUGCUUUAUCACCGACAACUGUUUAUAAAACUCCAUUUUAUGAUUUGAUUAUUGAUCGUGACGUCUACGAUGAGCUUAAUCAAACUUCAUAUUUUCAAUCAAUGUCAUUGGCUGCCGAUGAAGAUGAACAUUCAAUAGAAAUGCAAUUACCAUUUAUUGCUAAAAUAAUGGAAUCAAAAGGUCAAAAUGGCUUUAAAAUUGUUCCUAUUUUAGUUGGUUCACUUUCGAAUGAAAAAGAAUAUUUGUAUGGACAAAUUUUAAGUAAAUAUCUACUUGAACCAGGAAAUGUAUUUGUAAUAUCAUCGGAUUUUUGUCAUUGGGGACAACGAUUCAGUUUUCAAUAUUAUAAUAAAGGAUGGGGUGAAAUUUAUCAAUCCAUACAAAAAUUAGAUGAAAUGGGUAUGAAUCUAAUUGAAUCAUUAGAUCCUUCAGCAUUUGCUGAAUAUUUACAACAAUUUCGUAAUACAAUCUGUGGUCGACAUCCGAUUGCUGUUUUGUUGAAUGCUAUUCAUCAUCUUCGUAAUGAAGGUAAAUUAAAAAAUAGUUCAUCAAUGCGUUUUCUUAAAUAUGCUCAAUCAAGCCAAUGUCUUCGUAUGCGUGAUUCAUCGGUCAGUUAUGCUUCUGCAUCUUUUAUAUUAUAAACUUGACGAUCAAAACAAAACAAAUGAAAAAAAAUGAAACCAACAACAACAACACAAAACAAAUGUAAUAAUCAACAAAUUGAAU
This is a messenger RNA of Dermatophagoides pteronyssinus (European house dust mite), 1184 nucleotides long. Its product is annotated as protein MEMO1. Lineage: Eukaryota; Metazoa; Arthropoda; Arachnida; Sarcoptiformes; Pyroglyphidae. The record is from RefSeq and is a predicted model, not a curated record.